Molecule: messenger RNA, 846 nt
Organism: Myripristis murdjan (pinecone soldierfish)
Lineage: Eukaryota; Metazoa; Chordata; Actinopteri; Holocentriformes; Holocentridae
Product: nicotinamide N-methyltransferase-like
Exons: 4
Coding region: 1-846 (281 amino acids)
Cellular component (GO): cytosol
Molecular function (GO): N-methyltransferase activity
Source: RefSeq, a predicted model, not a curated record
AUGGCGGCUCCGCUGACGUAUCGCAGGGUUGCCAGGCUGAGAGAUCAAGACAGUAUGGAUGAAUCCAGAACCUUGACCAACUCAGAGCUGUACCAGAGCAAGUUUGAUCCCAAGACCUAUCUUGACAAUUUUUACCAGUUCUCUGACAACAGACGUUUUUUGACAUUCGUGCUGUGUGAGCUGAGCCAGACCUUCUCAUCAGGCAAAUACAAGGGCAAGAGGCUGAUUGAAGUUGGGACAGGUCCUACCAUCCACACUCUGAUCAGCGCCUGUGAGCACUUUGAGGAGAUCGUGGUGUCUGAUUAUACAGACAGCAACAGAAGGGAGUUAGAGAAGUGGAUAAGAGCUGAGGAGGGCUGCUUCAACUGGGAUCCCCAUAUUCAGUUUGUCUGUGACCUGGAGGGGAGAAGGACUCCGGCAGUCGUUAAAGAGACUCUCCGCCAGAGGAUCAAGCACGUCCUAAAAUGUGAUGUCAACCUGGAGAAUCCAUUCCAGCCGGUAACAGUAGAGCCUGCAGACUGCAUCAUAUCAUCUCUCUGUCUGGAGGCUGCCUGUAAAGACCGGGAGGCCUACAGGCGUUCACUGGGAGCCAUGGUGGGUUUGCUGCGGCCUGGAGGAGUCCUGGUGAUAAUUGGAGAUCUUAAUGAGACUUUCUAUACAGUGGGGGAUCAAAGAUUCUCCUCUUUGAAUCUGAGCCAAGACUUUAUUGAGAAAACACUCUGUGAGUUGGGCCUGUCUGUGCAGCACCUCAUUCUGCAACAGGCUGAAGACAGAGAGGCCAAUCUGAAAUGUGAUUAUGAAGCAUCUUUCUACCUGGUUGCUCAUAAAAACUGUGACCGAUCAUGA